AUGCCCGCCCCCAACGCUGCUCCCCGCACUCUUUACGACAAGGUCUUUGACGACCACGUUGUCAAGUCUGGCGAGGGUGACACUCUCAUCUUCAUUGACCGUCACCUCGUCCACGAGGUCACCUCCCCCCAAGCUUUCGAGGGUCUCCGCAAUGCCGGUCGCAAGGUCCGCCGUACCGACUGCACUCUCGCUACUGUCGACCACAACAUUCCCACUGCCUCGCGCAAGAACUUUAAGAACGUCUCGUCGUUCAUCACCGAGGGUGACUCGCGUGCCCAGGUCUGCGCUCUCGAGGACCAUGUCAAGGAGUUUGGCCUGACCUACUUUGGCAUGGCCGACCGUCGCCAGGGCAUUGUCCACAUUAUCGGCCCCGAGCAAGGCUUCACUCUCCCCGGCACCACUGUCGUUUGCGGUGACUCGCACACCUCGACUCACGGUGCUUUCGGUGCCCUCGCUUUCGGUAUCGGUACCUCCGAGGUCGAGCACGUCCUCGCUACCCAGUGUCUGCCCCAGGCUAAGUCGAAGAACAUGCGCAUCAACGUCGAGGGCACUCUCACCGAGGGUGUCGCCUCCAAGGACGUUGUCCUCCACAUUAUUGGUAUCAUCGGUACCGCCGGUGGCACUGGCUGCGUUAUCGAGUUCUCGGGCUCGGCUAUCCGCUCGCUCUCGAUGGAGGCCCGUAUGUCCAUCUGUAACAUGGCCAUUGAGGGUGGUGCCCGCGCUGGUAUGAUCGCCCCCGACGAGGUCACCUUCAAGUACCUCAAGGGCCGCCCCCUGUCUCCCCGCGAGGGCGAGGAGUGGGACGCUGCCGAGGCCUACUGGCGCACGCUCAAGACCGACCCCGGAGCCAAGUACGACAUUGAGGUUGAGAUCAAGGCCGAGGACAUUGUCCCCACCGUUACCUGGGGUACUUCGCCCCAGGACGUUGUUCCCAUCACUGGCACCGUCCCCAACCCUGCCAACAUGCCCGAGAGCCGCCGCCAGGACGCCGAGAAGGCCCUCAAGUACAUGGGCCUCACUGCCGACGUCCCCAUGGAGGAGAUCAAGGUCGACAAGGUCUUCUUUGGAUCGUGCACCAACGGUCGUAUCGAGGACAUGCGCUCGGCUGCCCGCGUCAUUGUCGCCUCGGGCAAGAACGGUGGCCCCACCCAGUGUGCCGAGGGUGUCUACGCUAUGGUCGUCCCCGGUUCGGGUCUGGUCAAGCAGCAGGCCGAGGCUGAGGGCCUCGAUGUCAUCUUCAAGAAGGCCGGCUUUGACUGGCGUGAGGCUGGUUGCUCCAUGUGUCUCGGUAUGAACCCCGACCAGCUCAAGCCCGGAGAGCGCUGCGCCUCGACCUCGAACCGCAACUUCGAGGGUCGCCAGGGUGCCGGUGGCCGUACCCACCUUGUGUCGCCUGCCAUGGCCACCGCUGCCGCCCUUACCGGUCGCCUCACCGAUGUCCGCAAGCUCAUGGGCUCGCACGUUUCGGACGACGGUGGUAUCAAGAUUACCUCGUACGCCGACUACCUCGAGCCCCUCAUCCCCGCCCAGGCCGUUGCCGACGAGAUCGACCCCGCUGCCGCUGCCGAGGCUGAGAAGGCCGAGGCUGCCUCGCUCGCCGACGCUGCCAAGCACGCCUCUGCCGGCAUGCCCAAGUUUACUGUUGUCAAGGGCAUUGCCGCCCCCAUGUGGGAGGCCAACAUUGACACGGACAAGAUCAUCCCCAAGCAGUUCCUCAAGACCCUUCUCCGCACCGGUCUUGGUGACGCCCUCUUCUGGCCCGCCCGUUACGACGUCAACACUGGCGAGAAGAUCCCCGACUUUGUCCUCAACAAGGAGCCCUUCACCAAGUCGAGCCUCCUUGUCUGCACUGGUGACAACUUUGGCUGUGGCUCGUCGCGUGAGCACGCCCCCUGGGCCCUCAACGACUUUGGCAUCCGCUGCGUCAUGGCUCCCUCGUUUGGUGACAUCUUCCGCAACAACUGCUUCAAGAACGGCAUGCUUCCCCUCAUCCUCCCCAAGGAGGACCUCGAGGUCCUUUACAAGGACGCCGAGUCUGGCCAGGAGAUCACCGUCGACCUCGAGAACUCGCAGGUCGUCCGCCCCUCGGGCGAGACCAUCAAGUUUGAGAUUGACGCGUUCCGUCGCCACUGCCUCAUCAACGGUCUCGACGACAUUGGUCUUACUCUCGAGCACGAGAACCUGAUUGUCGAGUUUGAGGCCAAGCGUACUGCCAACUGGCCCUGGCUCGACGGUGUCGGCUACGCCAAGAAGGGCAAGGCCGUCGUUCCCAUUCGUGCUCCCCGCAAGAAGACCGAUUGGUAA
This is a messenger RNA of Apiotrichum porosum, 2304 nucleotides long. RefSeq names its product 3-isopropylmalate dehydratase (gene LEU1). Gene Ontology annotation, molecular function: 4 iron, 4 sulfur cluster binding; 3-isopropylmalate dehydratase activity. Gene Ontology annotation, biological process: L-leucine biosynthetic process. Bases 1 to 2304 code for a protein of 767 amino acids. The transcript has 2 exons. The record is from RefSeq and is a predicted model, not a curated record. NCBI's taxonomy places the organism in Eukaryota, Fungi, Basidiomycota, Tremellomycetes, Trichosporonales, Trichosporonaceae. Gene Ontology annotation, cellular component: 3-isopropylmalate dehydratase complex.